Myotis myotis is the source of this 847-nucleotide messenger RNA. RefSeq names its product 40S ribosomal protein S2-like. Gene Ontology annotation, cellular component: cytosolic small ribosomal subunit; ribosome. Gene Ontology annotation, molecular function: RNA binding; structural constituent of ribosome. The record is from RefSeq and is a predicted model, not a curated record. Bases 20 to 847 code for a protein of 275 amino acids. NCBI's taxonomy places the organism in Eukaryota, Metazoa, Chordata, Mammalia, Chiroptera, Vespertilionidae. The transcript has a single exon. Gene Ontology annotation, biological process: translation.
UUUUCCGACGAAACACCAAAUGGCGGAUGACGCCGGUGCUGCGGGAGGGCCCGGAGGCCCCGGGGGCCCCGGAAUAGGAGGUCGCGGCGGUUUCCGUGGAGGAUUUGGCAGCGGCAUUCGCGGCCCGGGUCGGGGUCGGGGCCGGGGCCGAGGCCGCGGAGCUCGUGGAGGCAAGGCCGAGGAAAAGGAGUGGAUCCCUGUCACCAAGCUGGGCCGCCUGGUCAAGGACAUGAAAAUAAAGUCCCUAGAGGAAAUCUACCUAUUCUCCUUGCCCAUCAAGGAAUCGGAGAUCAUUGACUUUUUCUUGGGGACGUCCCUCAAGGACGAAGUCUUGAAGAUCAUGCCUGUGCAAAAGCGGACAUGUGCUGGCCAGAGGACCCGGUUCAAGGCAUUUGUCGCCAUUGGGGACUACAAUGGACAUGUCGGUCUGGGUGUGAAGUGCUCAAAGGAAGUAGCCACUGCCAUCCGUGGAGCCAUCAUCCUGGCCAAGCUCUCCAUUGUGCCUGUGCAGCGAGGCUACUGGGGAAACAAGAUCGGCAAGCCCCACACCGUACCUUGCAAGGUGACUGGCCGCUGUGGCUCUGUACUGGUGCGCCUCAUCCCUGCCCCCAGGGGUACGGGCAUUGUCUCGGCCCCUGUGCCUAAGAAGUUGCUGAUGAUGGCUAGUAUUGACGACUGCUACACUUCAGCCAGGGGCUGCACUGCCACCCUGGGCAACUUCGCCAAGGCCACCUUUGAUGCCAUCUCUAAGACCUACAGCUAUCUCACCCCAGAUCUCUGGAAAGAGACCGUGUUCACCAAGUCUCCCUAUCAGUGGCCACCACAUAAUUUUAUACAAGAAAAAUAA